Messenger RNA from Didymosphaeria variabile, 1119 nucleotides. Its product is annotated as Guanine nucleotide-binding protein alpha-2 subunit. The record is from RefSeq and is a predicted model, not a curated record. Lineage: Eukaryota; Fungi; Ascomycota; Dothideomycetes; Pleosporales; Didymosphaeriaceae. Gene Ontology annotation, biological process: adenylate cyclase-modulating G protein-coupled receptor signaling pathway. Gene Ontology annotation, cellular component: heterotrimeric G-protein complex. The transcript has a single exon. Bases 1 to 1119 code for a protein of 372 amino acids. Gene Ontology annotation, molecular function: G protein-coupled receptor binding; G-protein beta/gamma-subunit complex binding; GTPase activity.
AUGAAUUUUACUCGAACUUUAAUCGACCGCUUACACGACAUUCUCACCGACACCUACCUCCAGAUCCUCCCCCAGUUUCUUCUCUCCAAAUCCCUACAGGCUAAAAAGCGCUCCCUCGCAAUCGAUCGUGUGCUCGCGAAAGAUGCGAAACUCCGCCUCCAGCAGUACAACGUCCUACCACUCGGCGAUACUCUCGCCUUAAAUGAUGUCAUCGAGGGUCUAAAAAGCAACCAUGCUCGCAUCACACUCACAGAAAAAGAACGUCUCGAUUACAGACACGACGUAUACCAAGCUGUUGAAACGUGCAUCAAAAUAUUUGUAAAGGUCAUCGAUGAAAAUGAUGAGAUAAGAGACGAAGCAGAGCGCGACAACGAACAUUGGAAGUAUCUGCUGCAGCGGUAUACCUGUGAAGAAGGCAUUUUAGACGAGCGAGCCGCGUGCGCGAUCGAAGCGCUAUGGGGCGAUGAAUCGAUAAAGAACGCGUUCAAAUCCGACGGUGAUGCAGAAUGGAAGGAUUCAGGGUCGUACUUUUUCGAUAAUAUCCUCAGAAUAUCGGGUCAGGAGUAUAUUCCUACCGAGGAAGAUAUAAUCCACUCGCGGAAGGGCUUCCAAGGAGGCAUCAGAGAACUGCAUCUCAAGUGGCGCGAUUUUACGCUGAACGUGCUGAAUGUUCCGCGCAGAGGAGAGAGAUGGAAAUUUCAACAUCAGUUUGACGCUAUUCCGGUCGUUCUGUUUGUGGUUGAUCUAUGUAGGUACGAUCAGGUUGAUUCUGGACUUAAUACGCUUGAGGGUAUGAUUUCGUUGUUUGAGCAGGUGGUGAACAGAGCACAGUGGCGUGACAGAACGUUUGUACUUUUCUUUAGUAAUGUGAGUGGGUUUCAAAAGAAGCUGAGGAAGGUGGGAUUUGGAGAGUAUUUCGAGGACUUUGAGGGAGGAGGUGGAGGAGGAAUGAUUUUUGGGAGGGUGCUUGAGUAUCUGGUGGGGAGGUUCAGGAAGGUCAAUCGGAGCGGUGCGUGGGUGGGAGUGGAGUCUGGGAAUCCGGGGGAUGAAGAGGUUCUGAGAGUAAUGGGAGAUGCUGUGAGGGAUAAGAUAAGGGACCGUGGAAACGGAAAAGGAUGA